This is a messenger RNA of Colossoma macropomum (tambaqui), 808 nucleotides long. RefSeq names its product antimicrobial peptide NK-lysin-like. Lineage: Eukaryota; Metazoa; Chordata; Actinopteri; Characiformes; Serrasalmidae. Bases 85 to 528 code for a protein of 147 amino acids. The record is from RefSeq and is a predicted model, not a curated record. The transcript has 5 exons. Gene Ontology annotation, biological process: defense response to bacterium; lipid metabolic process.
CAGAGCUAUAAAAGACCCCCAGACACCUUGAAGCAGCAUCAGCUUUGAAGAAUUAAUUCACGUUUCCUAUUUCUGACAACCACCAUGCUCCGACAAAUCCUCCUCGCCUUUUUACUCAUAGGCACAGCUUGUGCAAUGCACCUGGAAUACCUGAAAGUGGAUUCUGAUGAGGAGCAGCUUGAUGAUGAGAGUUUGGCUGUUGAUCAGGCUGAGGAUUUGCCUAUGCCUAGGGCAAUGCUCCCAGGUAAAUGCUGGGCAUGUAAGUGGGCCGUGAAGAAAGUGAAAAAACACCUCGGUGACAACGCAAAGGCGGAAGAGAUCAAACAGAAAUUGCUCAAAGUCUGCGAUGCUAUUGGCCUCCUGAAGAAUUUGUGUAAGAAAAUGAUUGAAAAAUCCCUCGGCGUUUUGAUUGAGGAGCUCUCUACUUCUGAUGAUCCAGCAACUGUCUGUGCUAACAUUGGCGCUUGCAAAUCGAAACCCAUGCUGAAACUCAUCCAAGCUUUUCCAGAAGUCCUAGAGAAGCUCUGAACUUCAUCAUGAGAACUGCAUUAUGUAAUAAUAGUGAAAUUAAAAUAAUGCAGUCAACUGUUCUUUGUUUUCCUUAUCAUUUCUUCAUUAAAGGAACCUGCAACUUUAAAGUUUGUCUUACUGAAUGUCUUACAGAGCAACUGUUUGAUAUUUAAGUAGUCUUUCUUUGAGAAGUCUGAAAAUCUAGCACUUGGGACAAAGCUCUUAUCUCAGCCUGAUGUAUAGUAAAGAAAUGUUCAUAUAAGCUGAACAUAAAUAAAGAGGCAUGAAGCAUAUUUCA